Molecule: messenger RNA, 696 nt
Organism: Rotaria socialis
Lineage: Eukaryota; Metazoa; Rotifera; Eurotatoria; Philodinida; Philodinidae
Source: the annotation of a GenBank genome assembly
AUGGGAGCCGGUAACCGGACCGUUACUGCUGUUACAGAUAACUCAGUUUCUCUUUCAUGGAAACCAGUUUCAAGUGCACAUGGUUAUAAUGUUUACAGAAACGGUGGUAAAGUUAAUGGUGCAACAAUAAGUGGAACAACAUUUACAGAUAGUAAUUUAAAUUCCGGUUCAACAUAUACAUUCACUGUUAAAGCUGUUUCGUCAUCGGGUAGUGAAAGUAGUGCUUCAAAUUCAGCCACUGGUAAAACAACAGGAGAGUCACCUGCAGUAGGAACACCAAGUGGUUUAAUAGUGACAGAUACAACGAGUAAUUCAGUCACAUUGAAAUGGGACUCAGUUCCAGGUAUAACAACAUACAAUGUUUAUCGUAAUGGAAAUAAAGUGACAAGCGUCGGCACCACAUCAUACACUGAUACUGAUUUGAAUUCUGCAACUGGUUAUCAAUAUCAAGUUUCAUCGGUAAAAGAUUCGGUUGAAGGCGACAAGUCCAUGACAGUUACCACCACAACACUUGCUGGCAGCACUGGCAACGAUUGCUACGAUGAAAGUAAUGUUGCUCAUGUAGCUGCUCUAAGAGCAUAUGUAAGCUUUGGCUAUACAUUUGCACUUGGUUCAAAUCAAAAUAUGGGACUUUACAGUAUGCUUCAAAAAACAAAUUUAUGCAAAGAAAAAGAUUUCUAUUAUGUGAUCGCAUAG